UUCACAAAUGCUAACGGUUCUUCAUACAACUGUCAUUUUAUUGUCAACUAUUAUUCCCGCUUUUGAAUAAUUAAUAUUUUCUUAAAAAGUUGUGCAAAUUUCAAAAUGAAUUUCGUAGCUGCUUUAAAAUGUGGUGCUACACCAGAGGUGGAAGCAGCGCGUUGCAUGAACCAGCUACUGCGUCGCUCUGAAGCACAAGGCGCGCUUUGCCUAGCGUUGGCAGCAGACUUUAUUAAUGAAUUGUACAAAGCGAUUGGUUUGGAAACCAAUAUCAACGUACAGCAGUUGGAAACGGCAAAAUUCGAUUGGGAGACAACGCUUUGCCGUCAUUAUGUUUUCCAUUGCAACACGAUAUUCUUUGCCGCUUUUGAGCGUUUUCUUACACAGCUCAGUCGUACAGUGGGCUUGGAACAACUUAAAGCGGUGGAAUCUAUGACACUACAGCAUUACUUCGAAAUGUUGGAUGUUUGGCGGAAUUGCAGCACGGAUUUGUUGAAGCAAGAUGAUGAUAUGCAAGUGCAGUUUCUCGUAGAACCACUAGCGCGCAUUAAUUACAUACUCUUUCUUGGUGCGCAAAAAAUAAGAAAACUAUUUGAUUUAGAACUUGAUAUGCUAAAUACAAUCUGUACAUAUCUGCUGGAGAGCGCAUUAGCUGGAUUAUUUUUUGAGGAAUGUCACACAUAUAUCGCUGAGGGUUUAAGUAAAGUUAUGGAAGCAGACUUUUCAUUAUCGAAGGCCUUUAAUGAAGAUGCAUUCAAAUUUUUUCGACUUGUUUUUACCGUGGACCAACACAAAGUCACACAUAGUAGUAUUUUGAAAUGCCUCACACGCAUGCUGGCAAUGCUUUCAAGGCAGCAAGAUACAAGCAGCUACCGUCAAUUUGUGAGCUUUCUUGUGGAAAAGGAUAUGCAGGAGUCUUACUACACAUUUCUAAAACUGGAGAAAACAACACGCAUACUAUUGGCUACACUCGACUUUUUGACGAAAUUGCAGACGCAUUUACUUGAUUUGAGCUGUUUCUCCCAAACCUUUCUGGAGGCAAUACUUGCGCUUACAUUGCAUACGCAUGAAAAUAUUUCAUUAACUGCUGCUGAAUUGUACAUUAAAAUGGCACGUCGCAAGGCUAGUGAUGAUGACUACAUACUAAAGCAUAUACUAGAGUUUUAUUUUAAAGAAAUGACAAAUGCAGAUACGCUGCCGCUUUAUGUGAAUGCGCUAUGGUGCGAGUUUCCCUAUAUGCAAUCAAUGCGCAUUUAUUUGGACUUGUUGAAAAAUGCUACAGCCGUGCCGCUUGGCAUGCGUUAUUUAAUUGCGCAAUUCACCAUUGUGGUGUAUAGAAAAAUGUUGGAUCCGCAAGUUUGUGGCAAAUAUGUAAAGGAAUUCAUACACGUUUUUGAAACACUGCCUACAUUAUUCGACGUAUUAAAUAGCCAGUAUUUGAAAGGCAUACUGCUGCAGUUAUAUAGCCUAACGGCACAGAAUUAUCUGUGUGACGGUUGCGACGAAUUAAAUGAGUUACUACCAAAUUUUGAAGAUUACUUUGUAUCAGCAUUCAGAGCUGAUACGCAUUUGCAAUAUCCCUAUUUAUACAAUUUAUUUGCACAAUUUGCACGCUGCAUUGAGAAGACAUUACAUUUUGAUAAGUUGGAAAUGUGCGCAAUACAUGCAUAUACAGAAUAUGAAGAAGUUGAACGUCUACUUGUUACGAAAAAGUCACCAAGUUUGCGUCAGUCGUCAGCCUAUUGCUAUAUUUUGCAAAAACUGAGCGUUUUAAUGCAAGUCGAUUAUAAUGUUUUCGAUCAGUUGGAGCAUAUUAUUCAAACGCUGCAUGUGCGUUUAAUCGAGACUACACAAAUACAUGAAUUAGCUGAUAAACAACAAGUUUUUAUAGAUAUUUAUGCCACUGACCUCAUGGUAAAUGGCUGUAUUAAAUUAUCACGUGAUAAAGAUUUAACAAACUCCAACAAAAUGUGGCUGGUUGGUGAAAUGCGCAUUUUGGAGACUUAUUUACUUAAUUUUUUAAGCAAAGCCGAGUCAAAAACGAAUGCGCAGUUGUACCGUGUGAAAACGUAUUUCAUUUGCCUUGUCAACCUGUACCAAACAUUUCAUAAUUCCUCUGGCCUGUACAAGCUACAACUGAACUUGCGUUCAUAUCAUGUGUUGGUUGAAACAUUGUUGGCUAGUUGUUUGCAGCGUAAGCCGAAAACGCAAGCUGUCGACGAGGAGCAUAUGGAAUUGCAUCCCAAGUAUAUUUCAAACUACCAGCAAUGGAUGUUUAUGAAAUUUACACAGCUGCACUCAACGAAACAUAUCGCGCUGCCCUCGCCAGUGGCUUGGAAGUUAUGCAUGCACUAUGGUUUGAGUUCACAUAAGUUCUCCGAUGAACUGUUUACAUUUAUGGAGGCUUUAACAAAAUAUCAUUUCAAAAUAUUUACGCAUAUUUCUGCUGUUUUGGUUUAUAAUCUUUACAAACAGAAGCCACCGUUCACAACGGACGUUAUACAGUCUGUUAUACGCGCUCAAAAGUCCUUUAUUGAUCAGCUACCAACGGCGCAUACGCCCGCCUUGCUCUGCGCCAAUGUAGUGUUGCGUGUGCUGCAAUUUCUACAGCAAUCACUACAAAAGCUACCACCCACCACCGGCGGCAAUCGUUUGACAGCCUUGAAACAUCUUAACUUCUAUACACACAAUUUGAAUGUAAACGUUGAUAAUGUGUUGCCCGAUAUUCGCAAUCAAGCGAAAGCGCUGCAGAAUCACAUGUUAAAUAAUGCCGAACAAAUGUGUUUAAGGGCGUAUUUGAGCGCAUUGGGCGUGCACACCGAAAUCAAUGGGAAGGCUUAAGUUGCAAACACCUUAAAAAUAUUUAAAAUUUAUACAUUUGUUGACAAACAACUGCAAAUGCAAUGCGGCGUAAUAUUCUAGAAAUUCGCCGUUAUAUUUGCUGAUAUAUUAUAUUUUGAAGUUUCACUUUUAUUUAUUCAUUAUUCACAUAAAUCAAAUUAAUUUCCAUUUCUUUAUCAAUAUUUUUGUAAACAAUGAGUUAUUGCAUAUAUAUGUAUGUAUGUAUGUAUAUGUACACAUAUG
Messenger RNA from Zeugodacus cucurbitae (melon fly), 3084 nucleotides. RefSeq lists its product as uncharacterized. Lineage: Eukaryota; Metazoa; Arthropoda; Insecta; Diptera; Tephritidae. The transcript is spliced from 15 exons. The record is from RefSeq and is a predicted model, not a curated record. Bases 106 to 2841 code for a protein of 911 amino acids.